UCUCUCUCUCUCUCUCUCUCUCUGAUGGAGAAGAAAGACGUGAAUGAGCCACUUCUGUUGUCGGCGGCGGAGCAGAGCAGAGGCUCCGCCGUGUCCCUAACCUCCUCAAUCGGAGACGCCGACAUAGGUCCGAUCUCCGGCGUCGGAGACUUCGCAAGGGAGUUCAACGUAGAGUCGAAGAAGCUGUGGUCUCUUGCGGGGCCCGCAAUCUUGACGUGUGUGAGUCAGUACUCACUCGGAGCAGUGACUCAGGUCUUCGCCGGACACAUCAGCACCCUCUCCCUCGCCGCCGUCUCCAUCGAAAACUCCGUCAUCUCCGGCUUCUCCUUCGGCAUCAUGCUGGGGAUGGGAAGCGCGUUGGAAACGCUAUGUGGACAAGCGUUUGGAGCCGGCAAGCUGUCGAUGCUCGGACUAUACCUGCAACGCUCGUGGGUGAUCCUACACGCAACCGCGAUUGUCCUCUGCCUCAUGUACGUCUUCGCAACGCCGUUUUUAGCGUUCAUCGGACAAACGCCGAAUAUCUCCCGAGCUGCCGGCCUCUUCUCCCUCUACAUGAUCCCGCAGCUCUUCGCCUACGCCCUCAACUUCCCGGCGUCGAAGUUCUUGCAAUCUCAGAGCAAGAUGGCAGUCAUGGCGGUGAUCUCGGCGGCGGCGCUUGUGCUCCACGCGCUGUUCAGCUGGGUGGCCGUGGCUAUUCUUCGGUGGGGGCUGGAGGGCUUGGCGGUGGCGCUGAACGGGUCGUGGUGGUUCAUCGCCGUGGGUCAGAUCGUUUACAUACUGUGCGGCACGUGCGGCGAGGCUUGGACGGGCUUAUCUUGGGAGGCGUUCCACCAUCUUUGGAGCUUCGUUAGGUUGUCUCUUGCCUCUGCUGUCAUGCUCUGUUUGGAGAUAUGGUAUUUCAUGGCACUCGUACUGUUCGCGGGAUAUCUGAAGAACGCCGAGGUCUCCGUUGCCGCAUUAUCCAUAUGCAUGAACAUCUUGGGAUGGGCCGCCAUGGUUGCCAUCGGGUUCAAUGCAGCCGUAAGUGUGAGGGUGUCGAACGAACUAGGGGCCAACCAUCCGAGAACGGCGAAGUUCUCGCUAGUGGUGGCGGUGAUAUCGUCGACGAUGAUCGGAGUCGGGAUAUCGGCCGUCCUUCUGAUAUUCCGGGAACGAUAUCCGGAGUUUUUCACCGACGACAAAGAGGUCAGGACCGUCGUUAGAGAUCUAACGCCCAUGCUCGCACUCAGCAUUGUCAUCAACAAUGCCCAACCCGUCUUAUCCGGUGUGGCGGUGGGAGCUGGAUGGCAAGCAGUGGUGGCGUACGUUAACGUCGCCUGCUACUACUUGUUCGGGAUCCCUCUGGGCAUGAUUUUAGGGCACAAACUCGGAUUCGGCGUAAUGGGGAUCUGGAGCGGAAUGUUGAUGGGAACGGUAAUCCAGUCGUUAGUUUUGACGUGGAUGAUCCAGAAGACGAACUGGGAAAAAGAGGCUACAAUGGCGGAAGACAGGAUCAGGCAAUGGGGAGGCCACUCCGAUUCCAAGGAGAAUAUAUUGACCUAAUUCUUUUUUUAAUUAUUAUUAUUAUUAUAAUAUAUGAUAUUCAUAGGGCGAAUUCUAUCGUUUUCGUUUUCCCGACAAACAGUUUUACCCAUUUGGUUUUUC
Molecule: messenger RNA, 1644 nt
Organism: Tarenaya hassleriana
Lineage: Eukaryota; Viridiplantae; Streptophyta; Magnoliopsida; Brassicales; Cleomaceae
Product: protein DETOXIFICATION 30-like
Exons: 8
Coding region: 25-1542 (505 amino acids)
Biological process (GO): xenobiotic detoxification by transmembrane export across the plasma membrane
Cellular component (GO): vacuolar membrane
Molecular function (GO): xenobiotic transmembrane transporter activity; antiporter activity
Source: RefSeq, a predicted model, not a curated record